Messenger RNA from Arachis ipaensis, 1973 nucleotides. The record is from RefSeq and is a predicted model, not a curated record. NCBI's taxonomy places the organism in Eukaryota, Viridiplantae, Streptophyta, Magnoliopsida, Fabales, Fabaceae.
CCUGUUCAGUAUUCAAAGACACUGCUCUACAAUCAACAAUAAUAUUGACCUGUCAAAUUUGACUAACAUUAAGCAACAAAAUCAGCAGUAACAUCUCUCUCUACCUGAAUUUCUCGGCUUCUUCCUAUUCAGUUCAAUUCAGGGCCCGUUGCUUUGGUUUGUUGUGAAAUGGACUAAUCUUACCGUGUGAUGGAGUCAUGAGUGAUCAAAAUCCAUUACACUCUCUUUUUGGCUCAGAUAGAAGCAAACAUUGUUUUCAACAACCCCCAAGUAAGAAUAGUUGUACAUGAAGUAGUAGUAGAUGAGCCAAAAAGGCAAAAACAUGUUCACUUAAUCUCUAUUCUAAAUUUGUACUACCUCGGUUCUUCUUUAAGAGCUUGGCAACAACAAAUAUGAAGCUUCAGGAAAAGUGAAGAACUGACCCUAGUUUUUCUCAUGGAGAGUAAUAAUAAUAACUCUAGUUCCUCCAUGAAACUGGGCUCAUUUCUAAUCCCAGAUAUGCAAAAUCAUAGUGAAAGAAGCAUCGGGAGCCAAAAGGGAUGGAAUUCAGAGAGAGUAGUGUUGAAUCAAACAAGCAGAAUCAGAAGGCAUUCUGGUUUGACAUCAUUCAACAGUGGAAGAAGAACAAUGCCUUCUAAAUGGGAUGAUGCUGAGAGAUGGAUUUGUAGCCCAGUUUCAGGCUAUGGCAGCAGCAGCAACAACAACAGAAACUCAUAUUCACGAUCACAACUUCAAAGGCAUCCAAAAUCAAAGAGUGGUCCAAUUAUGCCUCCAGGAACAUCAUCAUCAUCCUACUACUCGAACUAUUCACCUACAAUUCCACUGCGCCAAGGCUUGCUUGUGAGGAACUUGAUGGUUGGUUCAUCUUUCACAACAGGAGUCUUGGCACCAGAUGCUCUCUCUCUUCAUCAUUUUGAUGCGCAUGACAAUGAUUUUGGUCACCGUUUUGAUAUCGGCAAUGUUAUGCAACCAUGUUCUACUGGUGCGGUGCUCAAUGACAACAAUGGUGUUCUGGCUCCCAUGUGGAAUCAAUUGUUAUGUGACCCAUCUUCGCCUAAUUCUCAAGAUGAGAACCCUAAGAAUGAGGAGAACCGCAUAAUGUCACCUUUCUCAAGACGUGAUCACGGUACCCAGAUGAGCCCUCCGGAGAAUGAGGACGAUGCGAAUUCAUCGCCGACAUCAGCCAUGGAUCAGAAAAAUGGACAUUCUGGUAAAUUAGAGGUUAGAGAUGUUGAGGUUGAUAGUGAGGCCACUGUUAUUAGGUGGCCUAAAGGUCAUGCAACAAAGCUCACCUCCUUUCAAGAAAGUAAUAGUGAAAUCCAAACUUCAUGUUCAGAUAUUGCAAAGUCCACCAUGGACAUAACCAAGAUUCAGAAAGAGGAAGCCAAAAUCGUUGCAUGGGAAAGCCAACAGAAGGCAAAGGCUGAAGCAACAAUACGCAAACUCGAGAUGAAACUGGAAAAGAAGAGAUCGUCAUCAAUGGAUAAGAUUCUAAACAAGCUGAGAAGGGCGCAGAUGAAAGCUGAAAAGAUGAGAAGUUCAAUAGCAAUGCCUCAAAAACAAGAACAAGGACAACAGGGCAAGCAGAAUUCCAAGCUUCUCAAGGUUUUUCAUUACCAAAUUAUAUUCAGUUAUGGUCUCCAAGCAGAUGCUUUAGCACUUUUGAUCACUGAUUCACCCCAUAUAUGCAUAUCAAAAAUACUACGUGCACAAAAAAAAUCAAUCACUAAAUUAGCCAUUAUGUAUUCGUGUAUAAAUACAUUAUUUAACUUAUUUUUAACGUCUAUUUUGUAUUACAACACACAUUCUUUAUGGGUGGCUAGAUUUUUUAUAUACACAUCACAUAGCUAUUUUUACUUGCACUCUCUCUUGUCAUUAAGAUUUUGUCUCGUAAUAAACACAAUAGAGAAUACAAAAUUACGCCUUAUAUAUGAAAUGUGAAUACUGCAUUUGGUUGAUGCCAUUUGAUUUGA